AUGAUGCUCCCUUCGCUCUACCCAACGUCUCGGAUAUUCUGCUUGCCAGUGGAAAUCGUAAUCCCCAUCCUCAGAAACCUCGACUGCAAGGACUUGCUGGCCUGCAGGGUGGUAAGCAGUUGGAGUGCACUCCCGCCUGUUUGCAGGGCGUUCAGCGACGUGAUCAAACAUUCCCUCGAGCUGCAGUACAAGAUCGAACUGGCCGCAGACGGGCUCGUGGACGGCAUAGGUGUCAACCUCACUACAGCUGAACGCCUUGCGCUCCUACUCGACCGGAGAAAGCGAUGGCGGAUGUUGGACUGGACAAGCCGUCUUGCGGUCUCGGUCCCAGGUGCUUGUCAAGCAUACGAGCUUGUCGACGGCGUGUUCGCCAAGUCGAUGAUGAGCGGAGGGCCGCUCUAUGGACCCGGCUCUCACCACCUCAACGCGACGUGGCUCCCAACGCGUUCCCAGCGUGCACGGAGCUUGGUUCGGGAGGACAUCGGAGUAGCGACGAGGGACUUCGCAAUAGACCCCUCACAGGACCUCAUAGCGUUCGUAGACGCGGAGAACGGUGAAAACUCUCAGACCCGGAUUAAGGUGUACCUCCGUACGAUCAGCACGAAUGCACGACACCCGCACGCUGCGCUGCCGGAGCUCGUGUCGCCGAUACCAUCCGACCUGGGAAGUUCAUUCAUCCAGAUCGUCGACGAUGUCGUCGGGAUGUUCUUCUGGAUGCACGGGCCGGGGCUGAUCAUCUGGAACUGGCACACUGCCGAGAUGAUCGUCAGACACACCAGCGACAGUAUGCCUGCGAGCACCUGGGACUUCUCCUUCCUCUCAAACCGCACCUACAUGAUAACGGCGACGUCCGGCGCGGGCACGAUCGAGCUAUACAGCUUCAAUGGGCGGCCGGACCCUGCGUCGCCCUCGGGCGACACGUCCGUGCACGUCGCGACGCUGCGGCUGCCCCCUCUCCGGGUCGGGCACGAGCCGCACCACUUCGCGACGCACUCGGGCCCAUUCGUGCGGUACCAGACGCCGGGGCGUGCGUUCGGCACCGCGCGCGAGAGCCGGGUGCAUCUGAUGUCGCUCCACUACGGCGAGCGUGGGCCCCGGUUCCACAUGUUUGUGCUGAACAGGUUCUUGCUGUCGUUCUUCCCGCGGGAGGGAGAGGUGCGCCCGUGGAGCGUGCAUGGCUGGGAUGCGUGGGGGCCGAAGAACACGCGGUUCCUGGAGCAUAACGUGAACUUCCAGUGGCUCAGAUACGUGCACGGGUCUCGCGUCGCGCUUCCGCCAUUUUUCAACACGUGGCCGGUGCUGGAGUCGACGAUCUGCGUACUCGACUUCAACGUCCAUCCCAAGCGGAUCGACCACACCGUUAUGUCGGACGGAGACCGAAACCAGUACCAGCUCGUCACCGACUCCUCGUGUGUCCCGGCUGGUGCGGUCUUUGAAGAGGACGUGGUUACGUCCCUGCCCUACGCAGCGUCGACACGGUCAGGCAAGUUCCAGUACUCUGGAUUCAUGAUCGAUGAUGAAAGGAUCAUUGGGAUGAAGAGCAUAUACAACGCAGGCGAUAUGUCUGGAGCAACAGACAAGUCAGCCGAAAUCCUAGUUUCCGUCCCUGACUGCGUCGCCACUCACGUCCUCGGCGAAACGACUGCGGAACUGGCUCAUGGCGACCUCAUCCUCAUGCUGACGAAGUCGUCGGAUGUCUCUGCGCCGGCAGCACCGUCUGCGAACGGAACCAGCCAGCAGCCGUUGCUGACGCUAACGGUCGGGGGCGCUGCAUUCCCUUUGUUCAAGACGACGACUUUCGGGACAAUAAAUGAUGACGAGAGGGUGUAUGUGUUCACGCCCGAGAUUGGAGGAGAAGUCGGAGGCUACGUGAGGAUCACCCUGCCGGAAGGUGUCACAGUGCAAGGGUCGCCUUUCGAGAAACUGCAGACGCAGUUUGAAGAGAUCCUCGUACACCACGGCUUGUUGAAGGAGGGUAUAGAGGCUGUGGCGGACGAGCUCGGAAAGAGCAUGCGAGAGGACUCGGCAAACGUAGCGCAGAGCGUUCGGAAGUCUACAUCCGACUACUCAGCGGGCAAUCCGCCGACGGACGCCCCCCUUCCAAUUCCUGACGCGUUACAUUCAGCAGCGUCCACUAGCGCGGCAGGCACAGGCACACUCGCUUCCGCCGUCGGGGGCGUCACAGGGGCGGUGACCUCCGCAGCGGGACUCGCGGGCGCAUGGAUCGCCUCGCACGUCGUACCGACGACCACGCCCGCAACGCAGACGCUGAGCUCCAUGUCGAACGCCUGGGACACCGCCUCCGACGGUUACGUCGCGGGCACCACGGAGGUCAAGUCGGCGGUGGCGGAUUCGGCUGGUGUGCGCGUGGAGAACGAGUUCGGGCCGGACACCAGAUCAGUGGCGGAGGACACAGGCGCGAGCGUGGAGAACGUGGGCGCGGCGGUCGGGGAUGUGCUCGUGACGGCUAGCGGGCCUGGGUUGGCGACCGCCGGGCUGAAGGGCGCGGCAGGGACACAGCUGAAGGAACAGGAGGAGAAGGACCUGAGAGAGGGCCAGGAGGAGGAGGACGGUAAGCUUGAAGACGUAUCGUUUUGA
Molecule: messenger RNA, 2598 nt
Organism: Fomitopsis serialis
Lineage: Eukaryota; Fungi; Basidiomycota; Agaricomycetes; Polyporales; Fomitopsidaceae
Exons: 8
Coding region: 1-2598 (865 amino acids)
Molecular function (GO): protein binding
Source: RefSeq, a predicted model, not a curated record